AUGUCCUGGCAAGCUGGGUCCUGGGAACUCCCUCGAGUUCAGGAAGAAGAAGGUGGGGCAUGGGAAGGAGGGCGCUUACUCUUGGUUAAACCCCUCAGCCCCGAACUGAGUGAGGCUUGCUCACCAGAAAACCCACCAAAGUUCACGGCGGAGCCCUGGCCCGGCAGCAGCAGUCGAGGUGAUCCCAAUGUUUGUUCCAUCUCAGAUCCUGGGUUUAUUAUUUACUCCUCUGUGGUAUCCUUUUAUCUUCCAUUUGUGGUGACCCUGCUGCUCUAUAUCCGAAUUUAUAUCGUCCUGAGGCAAAGACUGAGGAAGCAAAUCCUCACCAGACAAGGCUGCCACUGUGUCAAAGCCUGUAACAAACAGAAAAAAUGUUUAGAAAGAACAGAUUUGCACCGGGGGGCCUUCAGAUGCCUCUUUAUGCUGCUUUCAAUGCAAGUGUUCAGACCUGAGGAUGCAGCUGAAAAGAAGCCCCUGACACCCUCUGAACUGCAGCAGGAUUGCAGUUUCUGCCAUGAAUCUUCUUUCUCAAGUGCAUGAGAUAAAGAGGCUGUUGACCUAAAGGUGAGGAGAAAAACCAAGGAACAAAACAUAGAAGUGCACAGACUCAACAAUGGCAAAACAGUAACCUCCUUGAAACUGUUAUCUCAGCAGUAUCGAACAAUACAGGUCAAAGAGAGGAAGGCCACCCAAAUGGUAGCUAUUGUCCUUGGAACUUUCAUGGUCUGCUGGCUGCCAUCCUUCUUGACCCACAUACUAAAGACCCACUGCCAAGGUUGUCAUGUGCUCCCAAAGCUGUACAGUGCUACCACCUGGCUUGGAUAUGUCAGCAGUGCCCUCAACCCUGUGAUGUACACCACUUUCAACAAAGAGUUCCGUAAAGCUUUCCUGAAGAUCUUGUACUGCUGA
This is a messenger RNA of Pogona vitticeps (central bearded dragon), 909 nucleotides long. The record is from RefSeq and is a predicted model, not a curated record. NCBI's taxonomy places the organism in Eukaryota, Metazoa, Chordata, Lepidosauria, Squamata, Agamidae.